AUAAAAGUGAUAAUAAUAAUGAUGAUUAAUUUGAAUAACAACAACAACAAUGGUUCGGAUGAUGAGGAAUCAUCCGUGAAUGUAUUGAAAAUGACCAAAUUCAAUAAUGAUAAUGAUAAUGAUGGUGAAAAAAUGAUGAAAAAUAUAUCAUUAGCAUGGCAUAAUCUUCGUUAUGAUUUUGAUGAUAAUGUUGAUAAUGGACAACAGCAACAACAACAAGAUUAUAAUCAUAAUGAUAAUAAUAAUUAUCGAAAAAAAUUUAAUAAAAAAUUUGAUUUAAAAAAUUUUCUAUUAUUUCAUCAACGUCGUGGAUCAAUUUCAACACCAACAACCACCAUUAUUCAAACAUCAACAACAAAUUCAAAUCAAAUCAAUGAAAAAAUAUCAAAUGAUCAAUCAUCACCAAUUUUACGGCGAUUAACUGGUUAUUUUGAAUUUCAUACAGUAAAUGGUUUACUUGGACCAUCAAAUCAUGCACGAAAAACUUUACUUAAAUGUUUAACCGGUUCGAUAAGAUAUUCAUCAGGAAUAUCAUCUGAUUCUAGAAUUUAUCGUUAUGAAACGAAUGAUAUUAAAUCAAAAAAACAAUUUAAUCAUUUUGCAUGGAUUAUACGUAAUGUUGAUAAUUUAAUUACAUUCAAUCAUAUGACUGUUAAUGAAUUAUUACGAUAUUCUUAUAUAUUUCAUAAUGGAAUUUUAUCAUUAUUUCGUUCAUAUCAAAAACAUAUUAAUACAAUAUUUGAACAAUUAUCAAUUGAAAAAGAUAAAGUAAUUAAUAAAAAACUAAAUGAAUGUUCAUAUAAAGAAAAACGACUUAUUUCAAUUGCACAAGAAAUGAUGUCCAUUGAUUCGAUGCCUACAUUUAUGUUUCUAGAUGAACCAUUCGAAAAUUUAGAUAUUAUUUCAGCUGAAAAAAUAUUAUUAUCAAUAAAAAAUAUAUCGAAAAAAUAUUCCAUUACAAUGAUUAUAUCGGCAAAAAUAUUCGAUUCAUAUUUAAUUACAUUGUUUGAUAAACUUUAUAUAUUAGCACAUGGUGGUGUUUGUAUUUAUUCUGGUUCACCUAAAUUAUUAGUAUCAACAUUGGAAAAAAAUCUUGGUAUUAUCAAUUCAUCACACAAUAAUGAUAAUGUAGAUGAUAAUAACAAUGAUGAUGAAUGUAUAGCAAUUGAAGAAAUGUUAAAAAUUUCUUGUUUUGAAUUUACUAAUCCAAAAGUAAGAAAAUUAGCCGAUAAAACAUUGUUGGAAGAACAUCAUUUCCUGUUACCAUAUAUGCAAAAAUUACAAUUUCAAUAUCGACAAUUUCGUCUUUUAUAUUUAAAUCGUUGGUUUCCAUUAAAAUUAUUGAUAUCGAUUUUAUAUUAUCUAUUUUUGGCAUUUUUUCUUAUCGAUAAUGAAAUGAUUAUUGCAAAUCGUUGUUAUGAUUCAAUUAGUGAACGUUUAAUUGUACCAUCAAAUCAAACAUGUGAACAAAUUAUUAAUGAACAAAUAAUGAUCGAUGGUUAUGUUACAUAUCAAAUGUAUUCAAUGUGGUUUUUAGCUUCAUGGUCAAUUUUAACAACAUCAUUACAUUGUUUAAAAAUGUUAAAUCUAUUUUGUAAUGAUUAUCAAAAUCGUCGUUUUUCAUUCAAUGUUUUUAUAUUAUCAUCAUUUUUCAUCAAUCUAAUUGAAUCAAUAAUUUGGUCAACAAUUUUUACCUGUUUAAUGUAUUUUCUUAUUGAUCAUACAAUGAUUGAAAAUCAUCAUUAUUAUAAUCAUCAAACAACAAUAGAAUCAUCAUCAAAUAAUAAAUGGUUAUUAUCAUCAUUAUCAAAUGUAAAUAUACAACGUUUUAAUCAUGUAUUAUUUGCAUAUUGGUUAUUAUAUCUUUAUCAUCAAGCAUAUGGAAUAUUAUUAAGUGUUUUAAUAUAUCCAUUGAAUAAGAAAAACUUCAACAGCAGUAACAAAAAUAAUAAUAAUUAUUCCAUUGUGAUUAUGAUUACAAUCGGUCAAUUGAUUGUAAUUAUAUUUCAAUUAUUAAACAAUAAUAUUCUAGUCAUUAUUGAUCGUAUACAUUCAUUAACAAUUCGUUCAAUUGCAUCAACAAUAAUAUCAUUACAACCAAUUUAUGAUACUGUUUUAUAUUCAUUUUAUAGUUUAGAACGUAGCUGUGAUUAUCAUCAUCAUCAUCAUAGUCAUUAUCAACAAAAUGAUUAUCAUCGAUCAAAUAAUAAUCGAUAUUCAUCAUCAGUAUUUAAACAAUAUUCAAUACCAUUAGAAUUUAAUGAAAUUAUUAAUAAUCUAAUUUCAAUAGUGAUCAUUAUAAUUGUGAUUCGUAUAAUAUCAUUUCUAUUGCUUUGGUAUUAUUUUUGUCCAAAAACAACAUCAUCGAAUCAUCAUUAUCAAUCGCAAAUAAUUCCAAUCGAUUAUGGACCAACUAAUCGAAAAAAAGCCAAAGUACGUAUCAUACAGCCAAUAUUUAAAGAUGAUGAAGAAGUUGAAUUUUGUCGUGAUAAAAUUCAAUUAGCAUGGCGUUCAUUAUCAUUGUUUGCUUGUUGUAAAAAAACUACCGAUCAUAAAUGUGAUUCGGAAUCGAAUUUGAUUCUGAAAAAUUUAAAUGGACAAUUUCGUUUGGGUAGUUUGAAUGCAGUGAUCGGUGGUAGUAAUGAUAAUAUUGGCUGUCAUAAUGGUAAUAUUCGUACACUUUUACUAAGAAUUUUUAAUGGUCAAUUAAAAACUCGAUUAACAUCCGAUACUCAAUUCUAUGAAAGUCAAUUUGCAUCAAAUAACGUCUGUUUCAUCAGUCGAUAUCCAAAAGAACAUCUGAUUUCGGGUUUGACUGUUAAACAAUCAUUAAUUUAUGCAUCGAUAAUUAAAAAUAUUGAAGAUGAUGAUUAUAGUGCUAGUCGACUUGAUCAUGAGGAAAUGGCUUUAAAUAUUCUUGAUGAAUUAGAUUUAGGACAUCAAUCCGGAUCAUAUGUUGAUGAUUGUAAUCAAUCCGAACGUAAACGUUUAGUAUUAGCAUUAGAAUUAACAUCACUGCAGAUGCCAAAUUUAAUCUGUAUCGAAGAACCAAUAUUUGAUUUAGAUGCAAUAAAUGCUGAACAAUUUAUUCGUUGUCUUCGACAAUUAACCGAUCGUCAUUCGAUUACAUUUGUUGUAUCAUUUCAACAUACACAGCAUCAAAUUCUUGCACAAUUCGAUCAAAUUUAUUGUCUAAGUUCAAAUGGUCAUUGUAUUUAUUCGGGUUCAUCAAAACCACAAUCAAUACGUCAACAUUUGAAUCAAUCAAUUCAUCAAAUAACCGAAACAUCAUUAUUAUCAUCAUCUAAACGUGCUAUUGAAGAAUUACUUCGAUAUUCAUGUUUAGAUAGUGAUGAUUGUACAAUAUCAUCAGCUAUCGAACAAUUAGUCAAACAAAAUGAUCAACAAACAUUAAAAGCUAAUGAACUUUUACCACAAGAAACAAUAUCACUUGAACAUAAAGGAAUUAAAUCGAAUGUAGCAUCAUUUUCAAUAAUGUCUAUUCUACGAUUAAGUCGUCGUUAUCGUGGACGUUGGUUUUAUUCACUUUGGUUUCAUUGGAUUAUUUAUGCAUCCAUUUAUUUUAUUAUUGCACUUUUAUUGAAUGGAUUAUUUGGUUCGGAAAUUACCAAACCUGAUGGUUGUAUACGAAAAGAUAUUUUUAAUGCAACAGCCGUUUGUCCACAAUAUCGUACCGGUACAAAAAUGAUAUGGGAUAUAGAUGGUGAACAUCUUUGGGAUAAUUAUCGUUAUGUUUAUAUUUCAACACAUUUAUUUUUAAUGUUAAUUUUAUUUCAAUCGGCAAUGAUUUUCUAUCAAGAAAUUAAAAUUUUUUUACAUGAACAUCAAAAUGGCUGGUUUAGUUCAAGUGUUUUCUAUAUUUGUCAUUUUAUAUGGAUUGAUUUUCUACCAAUCAUACCGAUAACAAUGAUUUAUCUUUAUUUAAUCGAUAUUGAUCAUUUUGAUUAUCCUUAUUAUGAACCGGAUGAAAUUAUCGAUAAUGAUCGUCAAUUACCACAUACAUAUUAUUGGUGGGCAGUAAUACUCAUAUCAAUUGCAAUUGAAUCAAUUCAUAGCCUAAGCCAUUUAGUUGUGAUUAUAUCGACAAAUCGAAUACGUUCGGAAUCAAUUUUUCUCAUUCUUCUUUCAUUAUUUGCUCUACUUUCGAUAACAUCAAAUUUUCAAAUUCAAACAAAAUUUUCACUAUCAUUUUUGAAUGUAUUUCGUUAUCUAAAUGAAGCCAUACUUAUAUUACAUUAUGGUUAUUUUAAUUCAUGUUCAUCACCAUUAUCACGAUCAGCCUAUAUCCGUCAACAACAACAACCAAUAUCAUUGGUUCUAUACAGAAUUGGUUCCGAUGAUUUGAAUCCUGAUUUAUAUUUUUAUCAUUAUCUUCGUAUAUUAAUCUGCCAGACUAUAUUAUUUCGAUUAGGCUCUUUGUUUGCAUUGUUGCUUCGUGCAAAUGGUGAUCGUAUAUUUCAUCAUCAUCGAUUAUGGAUGACUGGAAAAUCUUCAUCCACUACCAUUCAAUCGCAAUCAUCAUCCUAUCUGGAUCAUCAUGAAUGGUCAGCGACAACGACAACAACAACAACAAUUGAACAUUCAAAUCAUCACGAACAACAAGAGCCAUCGCCAUCAACUUCAACGGGAAGUACAUUUAGCGAUCUCGCUACAAAACAUUCAUCAUCCUCAUCUCCUUCUAGUCUUGACAGUCAGAAUAAUGAUGAUGAUGAUGAUGAUCAAUUAGAAUUUCGUCUGUAAAAUAUAUAGAAAAAUUAUUAAAAAAAACAAAAUUUUCUCAUUUAAACUACCAUAAUAAAAUUGUGAUUUAUACAAAAAA
Dermatophagoides pteronyssinus (European house dust mite) is the source of this 4840-nucleotide messenger RNA. RefSeq lists its product as uncharacterized. Gene Ontology annotation, biological process: transmembrane transport. Lineage: Eukaryota; Metazoa; Arthropoda; Arachnida; Sarcoptiformes; Pyroglyphidae. Gene Ontology annotation, molecular function: ATP binding; ATP hydrolysis activity; ATPase-coupled transmembrane transporter activity. Gene Ontology annotation, cellular component: membrane. The record is from RefSeq and is a predicted model, not a curated record.